CCGCGCCACCGGUUACCGGCCAAUGGCCAUCGCUGUUCGCUUGUUCUUGUUCGUUACUUUGUGCAGUUCGACAGUUCGUUCACUGUUCACUCGUUCACUGUUCAGUGGACGGUCGCCAGCGGCAGUAGCCUGUAAGUCUCUUCUUUUAUAUAGAUUAUCAUCUGCCUGUCUAUUUUUGAAAUAAACGGCCGUUCGUUUUUCCUGGUCUUGUCGACUUCUCGAUUCACUCAUUUUCUUCGUAAACACGACCUCAGGAGUCAAGUCAGCAACCGGCCAGUCACGCGGUACAGUUGUUGGACUUUGUAGACUACACCGCAACAUUUAACAGCAACGUUACGCGGACUCGCGGAUAAGACCAACAACAACAGGAGCGUACGACGAUAAUAACACGUCCACCAUGUCUGCGGUGUGUUCGUACUACUUGAGAGGAUCGUGUCGAUUCGGCAACCGUUGUUGGAACUCGCACGAUAUAGGAUCCACCCGCUCAGAUAGCCCGUAUAUUGUUCUUGAGGAUAGCUCUGAUGAUCAAAGCAGCUUUGUAGUUACAACAAGUAGAGAAACUACUCCGAUGACAAAUUCACCAAGUAGUAGUGCUAAACAAAAAAAUCAAGUUCUUCCCAAUUUAGCAAAUAAGUCAUCAGAAACUAAUGCAGCUGCCCCUCAAGAUAAAUGGAGUUUAACAAAUAAUAAUACUGGUGAAGCCAGAGUAGGCACACCGGAUAGUAUGUUAAUAGAGACUGUAAAAAAAUUAAAUGAAGCUGAAAAUUUGGUUGUAUCACUUCGUCAACAACUGCGUGUUAAGAACGAGGGAGACAAUUUCUCUUGGAUGGAGCAUCAAAUGGAAAAAUGUCUUGAAAGUGAUCUACAAUGUAACAUAUGUUACGAAGUGUUCAUAAAGCCUACUGUGUUAAAUUGUUCUCAUACAUUUUGUCAUGAUUGUAUAGAAUCAUGGACCCGAAGAGUUAAUCACUGCCCAACAUGUCGAGUUUAUGUUAAAACUAAAUCAUACUGUUUAACUUUAGAUACAUAUUUAGAUAAAAUAUCUGACUGUUUACCAGAUGAAACAAAAACUAGGCGAGAAACUUUAAAAGUUGAACGCCAUAAUAACAGAGUAUUAACAGUGGAGGUUAAUAGUAGAAGUCGAAGAAACAAUGCAAGAAGAAGACAUCAUAGAAAUCAGACCAUGCGUCAAACAUUGGGUGUAUUAUGGGGUGAACGUGAUCGAGAUGGUGCUGAAUGGAAUAUUGCUCUGGAAGAAGCAUUAUUUGAUCCAAUACGCUUAGGCGAUGUAAUUGGUAGAAAUAGAGAUGAUAGAGACGAAUGGGAAGAUGAAUUGUCUGAUAGCACCUUAGACAGAUAUUUUGUUAUCGAUUAACUGACUUGAAGAUCAAAUAUCAAUUGAGUUGAUGUGUAUGGUUAUGGUAUACAACAAAAUACUAAAUUAAAAUCAAAUGCUUACUGAGGUAACACAACCAGUUGGGUGCCUAGACUUAGUUUUUAUCAAUGUUUAAUUUUUUUCAUGCAUUUGGUUAUUUUUGUGUAAUUGUAACUUGUUUAAUUAUUAGUAUCUUUUUUUUUUUUUUGUUAAGUAUCUGUUUUAUAUAUUUUGAUGCAUGGCUAGCUCAGAAUUAAUUAGUAUCAUUUUUAUGUGAUUUGAAUGCUAGAGUAAGUUUUAAUUUUGUUGGAAAAAAGAAUUUUUCCUUAGUUUUGAUUUUCAACAUAACGUUUAAUUAUUAAGACCGACUACCAUUAUUGUUCUCCUUAUUAUUUUUGUAGACAAUUAUUAUCAUUGUUUUA
Messenger RNA from Diuraphis noxia (Russian wheat aphid), 1797 nucleotides. RefSeq lists its product as uncharacterized. The record is from RefSeq and is a predicted model, not a curated record. Gene Ontology annotation, molecular function: metal ion binding. Lineage: Eukaryota; Metazoa; Arthropoda; Insecta; Hemiptera; Aphididae.